UGAUUGUCUCACCCGGAAGCCCGCGCAGCGGACGUCGGUUGCUUUGCUGCAGCCGCAGUCGGACUGACGGUGGCGAUGGCGGCGGCGGCGGACCCGCGGUACCCCCGAUCCUCCAUCGAGGAUGACUUCAACUACGGCAGCAACGUGGCCUCGGCCAGUGUCCACAUCCGCAUGGCUUUUCUACGAAAAGUCUACAGUAUUCUUUCAAUUCAAGUUUUUUUGACCACAGUGACGUCUGCAAUUUUUCUGUACUCUACUCCAGUUCAGACAUUUGUGCAUGAAAGCCCUGCUUUGCUUUUGGUAUCUGUGCUUGGAUCUUUGGUUAUGAUUUUAGCACUAACCCUGUAUAGACAUCAGCAUCCUGUUAAUUUAUACCUACUCUUUGGAUUUACCCUUUUGGAAGCGUUGACUGUUGCUAUUACAGUGACUUUCUAUGAUGUAUCAGUCGUCUUACAAGCUUUUAUUCUGACUACUGCUGUGUUUCUUGGGCUGACUGUGUAUACUUUGCAGUCCAAGAGAGAUUUCAGCAAAUUUGGAGCAGGGCUGUUUGCUUGCUUGUGGAUUUUCAUCCUCUCCAGUCUCUUGAGGCUGUUUUUCUAUAGUGAGACAAUAGAGCUGUUGUUUGCUGCUGCAGGAGCGCUGCUGUUCUGCGGAUUUAUCAUCUAUGACACUCAUUUGCUGAUGCACAGACUGUCCCCUGAAGAGUAUAUAUUGGCUGCCAUUAAUCUCUACUUAGAUAUUAUCAAUCUGUUCCUGCAUCUGCUGCGCCUUCUAGAAGCAUUCAAUAAAAAAUAAUUGUAGGCGAUCUGUAGUGAAACUCUUCCUUAAAUAGUGAAAUUUGGUGUAUAGAGGGUUGUAUCUAAAUAGGGUUGGUUUUGAUUAUAUACAAACUGCAGUAUAUUUUGAGACUGAAUCUUCCUGUUUUUCCAUUCCAUGGUUACUGAAUCUUUUUCUUAGAAAUGGAAGAAUUAUAUGUAACUGAUGAGUUUCUGCUCAAAAUAUAUAUUUUACUUUAAUUGCACGCUGCAGCCAUUUCAGUUACUUCCGUAAAGGCUUUAUUUGUGACCAAGGUAGCUUUUGAUGAAAAUGCUUCUCAACUUCUGAUAGCCCUAACAUGAACAGUCAGAAAAUCCCAUCAUUUUAUUUCUGCUAUCCUAUAAUUGUUGUGGAUGGUUCCUUUGGAAUCAUAAGUCUGUCUGGAUAGUAUAAAAUCAAGUCUCUUCAUUUUGUUAGCGUGUAGUGAUAUUUUACAUACGCUAAAACUUUGUCAUUCUAAAAAUGUAUAUUAGUGGGCUCUUGAUUUGAAAGACUUGGAAUUAUUAAUUAGUAAAACGUAACUACACUUCCUUUGAAAGAUUUUAAUUUACUCUGGUUUAGAGCUAUGAGAUGAUUUUAUUACCAAGGACAAGUAUUUUGGAAUGCCAGUAAGGGGAGCCAAAGUGAAAGUUGUUUUUAGCAAUAAAGAACUGGGAUAGUUUAAGAGCAGGUAUGCAUUUGGCUUGCUGACAUGUUGGUCAAGGAGGACUGUAAAUGAAUGUUCUACCUGCUCUUAUAUUUGAGCUGUAUUAAGAAACACAAUAAAAUUUUAAAUGUUCAGUAACAAGGUC
This is a messenger RNA of Gopherus evgoodei (Goodes thornscrub tortoise), 1607 nucleotides long. It is a transcript of the gene TMBIM4, whose product is annotated as transmembrane BAX inhibitor motif containing 4. Bases 76 to 795 code for a protein of 239 amino acids. Gene Ontology annotation, cellular component: membrane. The transcript is spliced from 7 exons. NCBI's taxonomy places the organism in Eukaryota, Metazoa, Chordata, Testudines, Testudinidae. The record is from RefSeq and is a predicted model, not a curated record. Gene Ontology annotation, biological process: negative regulation of apoptotic process.